Molecule: messenger RNA, 2292 nt
Organism: Anneissia japonica
Lineage: Eukaryota; Metazoa; Echinodermata; Crinoidea; Comatulida; Comatulidae
Product: laccase-4-like
Exons: 9
Coding region: 272-2137 (621 amino acids)
Biological process (GO): iron ion transport
Cellular component (GO): plasma membrane
Molecular function (GO): oxidoreductase activity; copper ion binding
Source: RefSeq, a predicted model, not a curated record
GAGUUUGUAACAGAAUGGGUAAAUACAAUGUCGGCGUAUUGCUUCGAUUGUCCAUUAAAUCAAGACGAUUGCUACCUUGAUGGAUGUGUAACAGCAGAUGGGACGUCACGUCCGAUUUUUGUAACCAACGGAACAAUCCCAGGACCAAGUAUUCAGAAUGGAAUGGCAAUGAUUGUUCGUGAUCAUGAUGAAAUUAAUACCAAUGCCACCUCCCGACUGUCCCAAUUUUGAACCGUGGGCGCCAGAUAAUUGAAAGAAACUUUUAGUUGAUAUGGAAAAAUAUAUGAUGAGACUGUAUUUUUAUAUUUUACAAUUUUUGUACCUGAAAGCUAUUACUGGUUGUUGCUCAAAAUGCGGCAGUGGAGAGUAUAUUCACGAAUGUUUACGAACUUGCGAGUACCCUCCAAAGCCGAAGAUGUGCGAGUAUGAGUUUGUAGCAGAAUGGAUAAAUACAAUGUCAGCAAAUUGCUUCGAUUGUCCAUUUAAUCAAGACGAUUGCUACCUUGAUGGGUGUGUGACAGUAGAUGGGACGUCACGUCCAAUUAUUGUAACUAACGGGAAAAUGCCAGGACCAAGUAUUCAGGUAUGUCAAGGAGACACCAUUCGUGUUAACGUAAUAAACAAACUCCAGGAUCAUGGUGGUUUAUCAAUACAUUGGCAUGGUAUGUACCAAACUGGUACAAAUUGGAUGGACGGUGCUUCCAUGAUCACCCAAUGCCCUAUUACUUCCUCGUCAUCAUUUACAUAUCAAUUCAAGGCAAACCCACCGGGUACCCAUUGGUGGCAUGGCCAUUCCGGUUUUCAGAGAAGUGACGGUAUUUACGGUUCGCUGAUUAUCAGAAAACCGAAAGAAGUAGAGCAAAUUAGUGAUGAAUAUGAUCUGGAUGUUCCAGAGCAUGUAAUCUUGCUAACGGAUUGGAGAGAUCAUGGCGGGCUCUUUGUAACCGUGCAGCUAUUUUCCAACUCCGUGUACGUAAAUGAUGAGAUAAAUCUUCUGCCAAUGUUAAUAAAUGGAAGAGCGAUAGGAGACACGUUCUUGGACGAGGAUGGUAAUACAUUCUUUACACCGCUUACAACGUUCGAAGUUGAAGAAGGACUGCGAUACCGUUUUCGUGUCAUCAGCGCCGCAUAUGGAUUUUGCAAUACACAAGUUUCCGUAGAAGCUCAUUCUCUAAGAAUGAUUUCUCUUGACGGCUCUGAUGUCAUGCCAAAGACAGUUGAUUCCUUUAUCAUAGCUCCUGGUGAAAGCUACGAUUUCGUGUUGACUGCAAAUGCUACCCCAGCAUCUAGCUAUUGCAUGUAUUUCUAUGGAAUGCCAAAUUCAAAAUGUUCUGGCAAUGGAACCGCCAUCCUGCGGUACAAGAAUCGAAUCGACGAUGAUGAGGACUUCACUUGCGAAUCUGUUCCAACGACUCCAGCGAGUCUUACGGAGACGCCAACUUUUUCCAUUCUGGAUACACAUUCAUUUGAUCCGGUCGAUCCAGCCUUGUACAGUGUCGACGAAAAAUAUUACGUACUACUUACAUUUUUUAGAAAUCAAAUUGCCAAAGACGACGGAACAGUAAAAGCGGUAAUUAUUCAUAAUCAAAUAGAUUAUAUCAGCUUUACAUACCCGCCUUCGCUGCUACUAACAAAGGAUCCAAUAAAUUUUACGUUAUGUGAAGCAAAUAAAUACAGAUCGGCAUACAGUAGUUGUAAAGCUGAAAUUUGUAAAUGCACCACCCUCCUGAAAAUGAAUGUUGGACAGGUUGUGGAAUUUAUUAUCAUCAAUGACGAUGAUUGGCUUGCACAUUCGAUGCAUUUGCAUGGCCACAAUUUUAGGGUGAUGGCUCAAGAAAGUGUCACGGACAUCAGCUCAUUGACUUUAGCCAAUAUGAUAUCACUUGAUGAGAAAGGAAUGCUUCCGCGAGUUUCGCCUCACAAUGCUGUUGUCAAGGAUACUGUCGAUGUACCAACAACUGGCUACGCUAUCAUUAGAUGGAAAGCCGAUAACCCUGGAUAUUGGUUUUUCCACUGCCAUUCUGAUGCCCAUUUAGAGACUGGAAUGGCAAUGAUUGUCCAAGUUGGUGAUCAUGAGGAAAUAACAAUGCCACCUCCCGACUUUCCCAAUUGUGGACCGUGGACGCCAGAUGAUUGAAAGAAACAUGACGGUUGAAAUUAUCUAUGUUCCAAGCUUCUUUAUAAAAUAACUGAAAUUAAACUUUUAGUUGAUAUGAAAAAAUAUAUGAUGAAACUGUAUUUUUUUAUUUUCCAUUUGUUGUAACCUCAAACUAAAGAGUAUAAAAUUGCAAG